UUGUCCCCCACUGUUUGCACCUCCUGGUUACACGGAGCUCAGAUGAGACCGAGACCUGGUGAAAGAUCAACAAGCUGCUGCUGCUCCACACCGACCUGAGGACGUGGGCCAAAACCACUGUAUUUUUUUUUCCAUUGAAGAUACUCUGACAUCACAGCAGACUAUCCAUGGUUUGUGUGUUGGCUCUCUUCCUCUUCCCCAUACUCCUGACUGAAUCCUUCUCUGCAGCAGGGGAGGAUCCAGUCCCUCCAUGCCCACCUCAGUGGCUCCUGUUCGGGCAGAGAUGCUUCGCCUUCUUCCCUGUGUGGAGCUCCUGGAGCAGCGCUAACUCUUUAUGCUCUCAGACAGGUAGUCACCUUGUGUCGCUUCACACACCAGAGGAGAAGCAGAUUCUACUUAAGCUAGCGAACACGAGCACUCAUGUCUGGUUGGGCGGAUUUCGCGUACAACAGAAUAACUCGUGGUUCUGGAGCGACGGCGCCCCCUUCAGGAUCAGCGGCUGGACCAAUCAGAUGAGAGGGAAGAGGAAGGAGGGCGGCGUUUGCAUGGAAAUGGAUCCAAAAAGUGGAGACCUGCACAGCGCCCCCUGUGGAGAACUCCGAUUCUACAUCUGCUCCAUCAAAGUCAGUUCUGUCGACUUGCCCAUCAGACGGAAGCAGGUCGAGCCAGGCAUCGUCCCUGGUGUCAGUUUGUUUGACGUCAUGUGGAGUCGCAGCGACGUGUUGGCGGAGGAGAUUCUCCUCUCGUCCUCCUUUCUUGCUAAGCUGCAGUCCGGUCACAUGCCGGAGCGCUGCUACACCAACUACAUCCAGCAGGAGGCGCUCUACAUGCACCAAGUCAGCAGCACUUUGGAGGUGCUGAUCGGGGGUCUGCAGGAAUCAAAUGACAUGAACUCACUGCUGCGCGACACAUUCAAACAAUACAGCUGCAGGAACCAGAGCAUCCCUCCUCCACUCCCCCCACAGUGGCUCCAGUUCUCCCUCCAGUCUUUCCACUCGCUGGUUCUGGAGGAGCCGGUCUAUUGGCUGGUGGCUCUGUCGGCCCGGGCCUGGCUCCGUAGCUUCCUGGCUGAGGAGGUGCUACUCCAGAGCAAGCCUGGUCCCCAGCUGAUGUCUGGGGUCGACUCCUCCUAUUGGGAGUGGAUCAGGCACAGUCUGCAGGAGGUGGCCUGGACCCACAGGUUCAAAGUGGUGAUAGAAGAGAACCAGGACAAGAUGGACAUGUUCAAAGCGAUCAACAUCUUCCGAGAGCACAUGAUGAACCAGAAGAGCUUCUACAAAGCUGUAGACUGUGGCGUUGACGAUGAGGGCUGAUGAAGAGGAGGAGGUCGCAGCAGCUGCUGAAGAUGACUCACAACUAGUUUUUCUUGCUUCAUUAAGGAACUGGGGUUAAUAUUAUCUAAGUUUUCACUGCCUUUACUUCAGUAGUUUUAUGAUUUCCAGAGUUUCACGUUUUUAAGAUCCAUACAGAAGCUGAAGCUGUAAAAGACCUAACUUCCUGAAACCACGUAGUUUAUUACAGAAUGAGCGACACGCUGUGGUGUUACUGCUGAACACUGACUGUGAACAAUAAAACAAUGACAACAAAAUAAAACACACGUGAAAGCGA
Messenger RNA from Pleuronectes platessa (European plaice), 1608 nucleotides. RefSeq lists its product as uncharacterized. The record is from RefSeq and is a predicted model, not a curated record. Lineage: Eukaryota; Metazoa; Chordata; Actinopteri; Pleuronectiformes; Pleuronectidae. The transcript has 12 exons. The coding region runs from base 168 to 1313 and encodes 381 amino acids.